This is a messenger RNA of Pocillopora verrucosa, 1101 nucleotides long. RefSeq lists its product as uncharacterized. Lineage: Eukaryota; Metazoa; Cnidaria; Anthozoa; Scleractinia; Pocilloporidae. The record is from RefSeq and is a predicted model, not a curated record. Gene Ontology annotation, biological process: DNA integration. Gene Ontology annotation, molecular function: nucleic acid binding.
AUGUUGGCUGGAGGCCUAUUACGAUCAAAUACAAGACUUCGGCGAUCAGAUGACCUGGCAGCUGACACCAAGUUCCCGAUUAUUCUGCCAAAGAAACAUCACGUGACACAGCUGAUUGUGAAGUAUCAUCACGAGAUGGAAAGUCACGAGAUGGGUGUCAACUAUACACUCAAUCACCUGCGAUCAAGAUACCAUGUGAUUCACAGUCGACAAGAAGUAAAGGCAUGCAUUCAUAACUGCUUUGAAUGUAAGAGGCGUUUUCGACUCCACCCUGCCAAGCAACAAAUGGCCCCGUUGCCGCAGUUUCGCUUACAGAUGACUAACAGACCGUUUACCAAUUGUGCAACAGAUUAUGGUGGCCCUUACUUGACCAUGCAAGGACGUGGAAGAGCUCGAACCAAACGAUACCUGUGCCUUUUCGUUUGUUUACAAACCCGCUUCUGCCACCUGGAAAUGGCCACAUCCCUAGACACAGGUAGUUUCAUGAACGCGUUCACCAGGAUGACUGCUAGAAGAGGAUGGCCCAAGAUAAUGGUUAGCGACAACGGAUCAAACUUCGUCGCUACAGACAGAGAAAUUCGAGAAUUAGUUGCAGAAUUAGAUCAAGAACAAAUCCGACGCACAACAGCAAACAAAGGCGUGGAGUGGUACUGGAACCCACCAGCAGCACCGCACUUCGGUGGUGUAUUCGAAGCCUUGAUUAAAGCGGCAAAGCGAGUUAUUUCAGCCAUUUUACAAGACGCAGACGUCACAGAUGAAGAGCUGCAAACCUGUUUUACCGGAGUUGAGAGUUUGCUUAACUCGAGACCACUAACGACCAUCAGUGAUGACCCAAACGACGAACCAGUACUGACGCCAAACCACUUUAUCAUUGGUCAGAUGGGCGGAGACAUAGUUCCAGAUAGUGUUGACACGACCGAGUUCAACCCUCGUCAACGAUGGAGGCGAAUUCAAGAGCUCAUUCGUCGCGUAUGGCAACGUUGGUUGAAAGAAUAUCUGCCAUACAUUGGUUCUCGACACAAGUGGUUCUCUAAGGAAAAGAACCUGAAAGAAGACGACGUAGUGACAGUGAACCGACUCUGGACUGAAGCGUUCCUUUAA